CUCACCAUAACGAAUAGUCGCGCCUUGUGUCUGGAGUUAUGUCGGAUAUAUUUAACAAGUGAAAAACAUCUCCUAUUGUCGCCAUAGGUAUGGCAGCUGCGAGAACAAAGUCAUUUCAUCGGACAGGGAGUCUGAUGAGAAGCCGGUCAGAGGGAACCUUGAUAGAUCUUGACGAUGGUGUUACCAUAAACAACAACAUUUAUGGCAGCAACAUUAGCAGUGACCUGAUUAAACAUCAUGAAUGGCCAAUCCUGCAGCCAGAAGUCCAACACCCAGACAAACAAGCAACAAACCCGUUUUGGAAAGAGCUCUCAGCCUCAAACCCUUUCUUGGAUGACAUUGUGCUCUCCAACAAUAACCUACCCAUUGUGAAGGAAGAUCCGUCGGGACUGUUUAGUGGUGACCUCGAAGACUCUGCCAGUAUUUCCUCAGACGAAAAUGACUUCAGUCAUAUUUUACGACCCAAAAGGAACUCUUUCAAGCAGGCUGCAAAGUGGCGGAGUGCUUCCGACAUCCUGGACGGCUUGGAGAACAAGCAGCCCAAGAGGGAGAACAGCAAUCUCAGUUCGUCAGGCGGCCCAGACUUUCUCAACCCCGACUUCGAAUGGCUGAAGAACGACCGUGAGGCCUACAAGAUGGCCUGGCUGAGUCACAGGCAGCUGACGCGAUCCUGCCUCGACCUGGGCAUGAUGAGUCAGAGUCCAGGUUGGGCACAGACCCAGGCGGCCGACACCCACAUCAUAUGCAAAAUCGGUCACAGCGGUGGUUCAGUGCAGUUGCCAGACUCGGACAUCAGUGUCCACAUACCACAGGGCAAUGUCUCGCCAGGGGAUGUUCAAGAGAUCGCUCUGAAAACCAGCCUGGACCCCCCGAAAGGCCUCAACAGCAACUAUGUGACCACAGUGAGUCCUCUUCUGGAACUGAGCCUGAGCAGCCUGAACCUGAAGGGAGACAUCUUGUUGGAGAUGAAGGUGGCGGCGGAGGUGAAAAAAGACACGAUAAGUCAAGUGAUGACCUCGUUUGUGGGAUUUAUUGCCCAUAAGAAAGAGGGGCCCUAUCAAAAGGUCAGUGAAUGUCAAAUCCGGGAAAAUAUGUUACAGAUGAAGCUGAAUAAUCUGAAGCCCCAUCUCUACAUUGUUGCGGCAGCGGAAGCGUCUGUGCUCCAGCCUCCUGCUACCUCUGUGUGGGACUAUCUGAACCGUCAGGUCACGGUGGCCUUUUAUGGACCCAAACACAUCCAUCCAUCCUUCAAGGCAAUCAUGCUGAUCUCCUGUCACAACAAGGUUCCCAUCCGGCUUCCAUACUCUGACGUGAGACGGGGCAUUAAGAACCUACCGCCUCUCGUCUUGCAGUUGUGGGGGAAGCACGAAUGCAGUCUGGACGAGUUAAAGGACAUGUGCAUCAAAACGGAUGUGGCUGAGGCCGAGUUUGUUGUGAAGGCUGCGGAUCAAAACAAGGAGGUAAAGCAAGAUCUGCUCAGGCAAGGACGAGUUGUCCAUUUGCCCCUUGAAGUUUUGAAAUCGGGCAAGAGUGAACUGCGACCAUUUGCUUUGAACAUCCGGCUGCAGAGUUUAGAGGGUGAGACGGUAGUGGACUUCACCAUUAACUCUCCCCCUGCCACUCCUGUGCGGCACGAAAAACAAGGCAAAAGACGAGUGGAAAAACAACGGGAAGCGGUACAUUCGGCAACCAUUCCAGAAGACAUAGUUCCAGAAACCACACCUUUCCAGCAGCGCACAGUAAAUGUGCAAUCGUAUGGCGUGGCACUUAAAUCAGUCUUACGUCAGCCAAGAGUAGAGUAUCUCUUGGAGUAUUUUAAAGGCGACACUGUGGCACUCCUCUCAAGCGAGAAGGUCAGGUCUGUGGGCCAGUCCAAAGUCAAAGAGUGGUAUAUAGGCUUCCUGCGCGGCAGAGUGGGAUUGGUGCACUGCAAGAACGUGAAGCUCAUCACCAGACAACAGGUCAUCGACUUCUCCGGGAUCAAGGUCACCACGCAGAACCUUCUGGACAACAUGACCCUUCCGUUCAAGAAGCUGACCUACAUGUACUCCUCCAUCGAAACGCUGGUGACGGAGCACAUCACCAGCUGGAGGACCUUCGCUAAAGCUCUGGGCUACUCGGAGGAGACGUUGGAGACGACCAUACGAAGGCACGCCGAGACGGAGCCUGAGAAGGUGGCCUGUGUGCUGGAGAAGCUGAAGGAAGACUGCCAUACGGACAAACACCGGAUGAAGUUUCAGUACGAACUGAUGAGUGGUUUGUUGAAGAUGGACGCCCAGGGUCUGAUCGCUCAUCUCAUCCAGAACACUGUGAUCCUAUCCACUGCUGUUGAACUGGGUGUGAGGUGGAGAGAACUGGCAGAGCGGCUCGGACGCCUUUCUAGUGCCCAGAUAGCAGCCUAUGAGAUGCCUCACAGGGGGAAGAGUGGAGAGGUCAGCGCCCAGUCCAUGUGGAAACCUGCAUAUGACUUCCUCCAUCUGUGGAGCCUGCGGUACGGGGAAGGCUACAGAGACAUGAUCCAAGACCUCCACCUGGCCCUAGACAAGAUGAAGACUCCAGUGACGCGGGAAUGGAGGCAGAUCACCGGGGCCCUCAUCACAGUCAACUGCAUGGAGAUCUUGAGAGCAGCAGCCUUCACAAAGCAGUAGCUGCUGUGACGGAUGGAGGGAAGAUGACCAGCUCGAAGUACUAUCUGGGUACUUGGGAGUGACCUGUUACUCUAAAUUGCAGAUCUUUUCUUUUUUUUCUCGCUCCACCAGCGUCCUAUGUCAUAAUGUGAAAUCUGGUCAAGAGAUUCUCGUGACACCUGAAAAACUGCAAAAUACAUGAUCACGCGUCAAAUGUACUGAUGCCCUGAUUUGGCUGAACACUGCGUUAUAUUCCUAAUUUUACCUUGUGUGAUUUUACCAUGUAUGAUUUUUUAAAAGAAUGAUAAAGUAUAGUGAAGCUAAGAAAAAUGUCCAUUAUCUUAAGUGUGCUGUUUUUUUGUAGAUGUAUGUAUGUAUAUAUACGGCCAGUAUCGUUGUGUCAAUUUUCAAGGCACUUUGUUUUUUCAUUGUGUAGUUAUCUCAUCAUCUUAACUCUUUGUGUCACAAAUCCAUUCAAUUACAUUCACUUCUGCAUUUCCAGAAAAUGUUACAUUGUUGUUAUGUAAUGCAAAGUAACACUUGGGUACACUACAGUGCACUUACGACUUGCUUUGAGAUGCUGUUACUGUCAUUGUAUUGACAAUUCAUUUAUUCAACGUUGUAAGUAUGUAAUGCCAACAUAUAGUUUUUCACUUUAUGUACAAAAAUAAAUAUAUUCUCCACUAUUUUA
Messenger RNA from Engraulis encrasicolus (European anchovy), 3318 nucleotides. It is a transcript of the gene macc1, whose product is annotated as MET transcriptional regulator MACC1. Gene Ontology annotation, molecular function: protein binding. Bases 90 to 2648 code for a protein of 852 amino acids. The transcript is spliced from 5 exons. Gene Ontology annotation, cellular component: cytoplasm. Lineage: Eukaryota; Metazoa; Chordata; Actinopteri; Clupeiformes; Engraulidae. The record is from RefSeq and is a predicted model, not a curated record.